Molecule: messenger RNA, 3363 nt
Organism: Gigantopelta aegis
Lineage: Eukaryota; Metazoa; Mollusca; Gastropoda; Neomphalida; Peltospiridae
Exons: 3
Coding region: 134-1852 (572 amino acids)
Source: RefSeq, a predicted model, not a curated record
AAUAAUUUGCCACAAGAUGUUUGUGUAUCGAUCACCCUUCUGAUAAUUGGUACAAAACUCCCGUGUGUGUGUGUGUGUGUGAGUGUUUUUUGUUCACAACAGGACCUGCGCUAGACGAGAUGGUGACGCGACAAUGAACCCGAGGUCAAGAACAACCUGGCACGUGCAGCACCCGGAACAACCCGUGGGCGAGCACGCGGGCGUCUACCUCUUCCCUAACGGCGUGUAUGCCGUCCUGUACAGCGGCGACAUCACCAAGGCGACCGCCGACGCCGUCGUCAGUGAGGAACCGUCCGACUUGAAACCGACCAACUUCGUGUCGCGCGCCUUGUUGACGAAAAGUGGCGAGCAGUACCGAGAUGACCGGUGGGAACUGUUACGGAGUUACGGGGAGCUCAAGUACGGGCAGGUGUACGAGACGAGGGCGGGUUCGGGCGUGAACUUCUUCUACACGUUCCACGCGAUAAUGACCACGUUCCAGGAAGGCAGGGAGAAGGAGUGGCUGCGGUGCUCCCACGACCUGUACAGAAACAUCUUCAGACGAGCAGACGACAAACUGUCGACCACUUUAGCCAUGUCGCUCCUAGGAACAGGUUCUGUCGGCGCACCCACCCACUACGCCGCAGACGCGUUCAUCCAGUGCAUGGCCACCAUCAAUCCACAGUUCGUGAAGAAAGUCUUCGUGAUCAACGUCGACAGAGCCAUAACAGACGAACUCAGAAAAUCAUGCGUCAGUUUCUUGCACCAGCUCAGUCACCGCGCCAGAAUGGCCAGGCCCCUAGCGACUAACAGGUGCGUGCAGCUGAAAUCUGCCAGGAAUGAUGGCGACUCCUCGUUAAAAUCAGCUAGACGAGAUUCCACGGGAGUCACGAACGGCGUCUUACGUAAUGGCACGAGGUCUGAGACGGACGAAUCAAAACCCAGGGUCACGUUUCGUGACGACGUCCAGAGUCCGGAUUUGGAUUGGUCGAGGCCACUGCGGACUCUGAGAGAACGCAGACUAACGAGAAGUUACAAUGGACCCGAGUACCAAGAUUUGACCGACACGGACGCGAAAGACAGAACAAAAGAGAUGCCUGCUAAUGAUGUCGGAAGUGCCCUGAAAGGUUCGCACACCGACAGACUUAGACAUAGCAGCAUUGAAAGACUGAGUCUACAGAAUCACAGGCUGGAUAGAGAUCUGGUCCAUGACAGUAACAAUAUUCGACCUAGGUCCAAGCUACGAGCAGACACGCCUUUCAAAAGGGAGAAAAGUAAGGACGAGGAUGAUGUCACGGGAUCGGCCAGGCGGACACCACGAAAAGGAUUAGAGAAGCUUUCUGCUCGUGACACGCCCGACCACGCCUGGGACGACCCGGGAUCUGACGACUCUCCCGCCAAACCGGACAUACCUAGGUUGAGAAGCAGACGAUAUCACUCCUUACCCAGCACGUUCAGACCAGACAGAUCUGAGCUUUCUCCGAGACUCUACAACAGACUGAGAAGGUCGAGCAACUUCUCUGACACCCUGCUGCAGAACCCAGGCAGAUACGUUGACGUGGACGAGUGGUGCAAGAGUGGCGAGUACCACCCGACAGCCAGGACUGAAGAAACCAAGUACAGACCUUCCAGAAGCUUUCUGCUCAAACCCGCAAGGCGUGGUCACGGAAUGAGGCGUGUCCGGGCCAGCGAUCUGAGUGACGUGUCGCGAUGGGAGGCGGUGCACCCGAAGACGAGGCCGAGGGGGAGGAGAUCCCUGAUGAAGCAUCACGUGUGGCUGAAGGAGGCCGUCAACGUCAACACCGUGCACGACUCGGACGACUGGUACAGCGGCUCUGACAGCGGGAACGAGACUGACGAUGAACUCACGUGACGUAAUAAAACGGUGGCCAAUCGCGUGUCGGAAAGGAAUUUAAAAUCGACAUCCCUACCAAAGUUCUUGUUCUUUGAAAAUUGUUUCAGUGAUGAGAAUUCAAAAUGACUAACACGUGGCAAAAGGAAGUUAAUAUAGUGAGAGCCAGAUGUUAAAAUGGCGUAAUUUUAUAAUACCUCAGACCACUGGCUAAGGCAGGAGUUUAUGAAGGUGGGAGUGGGGGGUCGAACUGACCACAAGCGUAGUAGGUCCCACUGAAACUGUAAAACAAGCCAGUAUAUAAGGUUGAGGGUAAAAAGAUGUGAUGUGUAUGUGUGAGUGCGUGUGUGUUUGUGUGUGUGUGUGGGGGGGGGGGGGGGGGGGUGUCAAACAGACCCCAACCGUAGGCCUACUGGGUCCUAUUAAGACUGUGAAACAAGCCAGUAUAUAAGGUUCAGCCUUCAGGUGACUUUAUAAACACCACGGGAUACUCGGAAACGGCCUACACCCAAUUAUCCAGCAGUUACACAUGUGGCAUAUUACACAUCCGAUACAAAAUUAUUUAUCUUUAUUAUAGAAUAAAUGAAUACAUUGUUAUCAGUGAAUUAAAAAAAUUAAACAAAAUACUAAUAGUAAAUUAAAAUAUCAGAAACCUCAAGAUGAUUGUUUUGUUUCUAAGUUGUCUGGCCCCGUGAAGCGCUUCGUAGGACAAUCUUAUUAAAAUCGGUUCUUCAGGGGUAAGUUCAGUCAACUGCUUGUCGUUACAUUGAUUUAUGCGCUUCAUGUUAAACCAAAUGGCCACGUCAGGAACCAAUCAAAUAGUUCGCGAACGUUAGCGAAACUGUUGGCUGGACUGGACUGGCAACUCAUUUUACGUGCCCCUAUCCACUAGGGUUCAGGCACGCCCACCCCGGAUUCAGCCUCUGACUUCGCCAGUGACCGACUCCGGGGCGUGUUUGUUGGCUGAACAUGGGGCUUGUCUACCGAUAGUUAUAGACUGAUCGAACGAUAGUUACAGACUAGUCUACCGGUAAUUAUAGACUGGUCUACUGAGUUAGAGACUGGCAGGGGCUAGACUGGUACGGCUCGAGGUUGCCAGACUCUCUUUUCAAAUCCACAUGUGAAGGACAUUAUUACAGAUACAACAAAUAUAACCCACAAAAAAUAGAAAAAAAGAAAAAGAAAAGAAAGCCAUCUGCGCCACACCUUAACUGGUCUACCGGUAGUUGUAGACCAGUGGAGCUGAUUUCAAUCAGUUUGCCAGUGCUUGCAUGUGUGCGUGCGUGUUCCACAAAAAUGUGGCCAUUUUUCUUUAAUUUUAAACAAAACCGUUACCGUAAACAAUUUUUAAAAUAAUAAUCGCAUCUAUGCACAAGGCAGAGUGAAAUGGAUAUUUUGACAAGAUCAUGACUGCUACCACGAAUCAGUCAUAUAUUUUGUUAAUAGGCGGACUGUCGGUCCUAAGACAAUACAUCAUUCCUCUCCGCCUCAAAGAGGACCGCCACUUUUCAAUAUUGAUUCAACAAAUUCAA